UUCACUCGGGCUUCGUAUCGAGCGUUUUACUUGGGCAUUCACCACUGGAUAGUUUGGUAUAAUUGACUCUAAUAAUUAAUUUUAAUGUAUUCAAGCGCAUUCGACUCACUCGUUUGUUAUCUUUUGGCAAGGAGUGAUUGCAUGUGAUCAGCGACCCUUACCUCACUACAAGAGAAACUCUGAGAUUCAAUGUUCAACUGAGGUAUUCAUUCAGCAUCAGUCACAACUAUGGCGCAGACGGUCCCUGCAGAUGAUGAGCAAAUGGAACAGAGAAAAAGUGGCUUGUACAAUUGCCUUAGCAAAAUCAAAAAAGAAGAAAACGACAGGAAAGACCCUGAAAGGAUUGACGUAGACAUAGAAAAGGAAAGAAAUACGGAGGAUAAACUUGCAGAUGAAUUGCUCGAAGCCCUCGAGAGAAAUGAUGCAGCUGAAGUUUGGGAUCUGGUUGAAAAUAAUCAUCCCAUCGAAGCGCUAAAAAUCAUGCAACGAGUUAACAAAGACAUCGCCAAGAAGGCGAGGAACAAAGAAAAGAGCUGCAAUUUCCAUUGUAAACCACAGGCAAUAUUAUCUUGCGUCGGAGAUACUUAUUCUCCUAGUAGUCGUCACAACGGAAAAGAGACGCAACAUAUAGAGGAAGAACGAAAAGAUGAGGCGAGAAAAAGAAAGUGGAUCAAAAUACUCUCCAACCCUCUAUUCAUCGGAGUGGAAUGGCUCUGGAGAAGAAAUACCAACCGCCACUGUGAUGAUUGCCAUGAAAAUAACGACAGGGAUGCCAUAGGAAAGGCUUUAUAUGAUGCAUACCUACUGGAUAAGAUUACCUCGCACGAACACUACUAUAGUUUGGAGGAUUACAAGAGUUCCGUAGAAGCUUACGAGUCGUUCGCUGCUGAUGUCUUGGAGGAAAGCACCGUGACUGAGCUGUACGAGAUCAUGGACAUCGAGGGAGACGGCUUCUUACUUCGGGGGAGCCCCCACCGGCUUAGGAAGUUAGAUCAAAGUCUGAGCCUUCUAAAGAUUGCUGCUGAUUAUGGAAGAAAGAAGUUUGUGGCGAGUGCAAGAUGCCAGUCUGUUCUUGACCAAAUCAUUUUCUACAAAUGUCCAGAAUGGAAAGACGAAGGCAUCAUGAGAAAGUUUGUGUGGGUCGUUGUUCAGUUGAUUCUCACGACAAUCCUCACUCCAUUCUACAUUUCUUUACGGAUAUUUGAAAAAGUAUUCCGAAAGAAGUCUUCCAACAUGUGUUCUAGUGGAAUCGCGAAAAAAAGCAUCGAAAGGAUUAGGAGCUUAUACGAACAUCCCUACUCGAAGUUUGUCAACCACUCAAUGUCUUACUUUUUGUUCCUCGCUCUCCUGUUGUUGUCAACGUUUGGUUUUGAGAAUGAGUACAAAUCAACUUCAGUAGGACUCACCAGGAUUGACUAUGCAGUAAUUGUAUUCCUCAUUGGUCUCAUCUUGCAAGAACUUCUGAAAGCUCAAAAGCAAGGAAUCCAUUUUUAUUUCUCAAAAUGGUGGAAUAAAAUGAAUAUACUAACCCUGGUUACUUUCGCGGUGUCCUACAUUGUAUGGCUUGCCGCGUGGGUCCACUUUGGAGAAUGGCAACCGAGAAGAAACCCAUUUAUCGUGGCUGAUGUCCUGUAUGCAACUGGAACUGUUAUGGCAUUUCUCCACUUCACCUACAUAUUCCAAGUCAGUUCAACUCUUGGCCCCUUGCAACUUUCCUUGUACAGAAUGCUGAAGGAUAUAUACAGAUUUCUUAUUAUCUAUUUCAUGCUUUUCCUUGCAUUUGGAACUGGAUUAGUCAAGAUAUACUCAUACUAUGUUUCCUCGCUGCAUAAAAUAGAAGAUGCUAUUAACCCGAGUUCUCAUCAUGUUGCCAGACACGACUUAGCUGCUAAACUGUUAGUUUCGAUAUUUCUGGGUAAAGUGGAUGACGACAAAGUAACGGUGCAGGAUCCAGCGUUUCACCUCACCGCUGUCAUUGGCCGUAUAUUUUUGUUCGCCUAUGGAAUCUGCACCACCCUCGUAGCAAUAAAUAUGCUGAUUGCUAUGAUGAACAACUCCUAUGAGAGAAUCAUGGAAGAUGCAGACCAGGAGUGGAAAUUCUCAAGAUCCCGGUUGUGGCUGGAUUAUAUCAACGAAGGAAACUUCGUACCAGUUCCUUUCAACAUCGCCUACUAUUCCCUUUAUCUCUUUUUCAUCCCCAACUACAUUUUCCGUGUAUGCUGCAAGAAGGAACAAUGGUCUCGUUCUCGGAAACAGCCAUCAAACGAAACUGACGUGGAAUUGGAACGAAUGAAUUCGAACCUCGAGCGAUGCACAACAGACAAGACUCUCACACAUUGGUUCUCCUGCAUUUGCCCUGGAUGUUCAUGUUUUUGUAAGCCGACCCAAGCAAAAGUUGUUAGAGAGGAACGCUUACAAGCGAUUAGAUUCUCCAUCGCAAGGUAUCUUAACAAUCACUACCCAAACGAGGAAAUAGAACGCGAAAUGGGUACACUGGUAAGUUCACCGGCACCAAAAGCAGAUGAAAGUCUCCAGGAGUGAAAGCUAUGUGGACAAUUCAGCUAAAUUAGUCUGAAGCAAAGGUCCAAAACGUUACAUUCAGUGAUGUUUCACCUUGAAAUUCCAUUUCUGUCAUUAUUAUACAUGCUUAAUAAGUAGAAAUCAGUUCCGGAGGAACCUGGAAACUGCUUAUCUUUGCUUUACUAUAGAUAGGUAAAGUCUUUGCUUAACAGAACGAGAGGUGUUGAUAGGAACCUUAAUGAUAAUGAUUCUAACUUUUUGUGACCGGGCAACACAGCAGAAAACAAAUAACGCUGGUGAUCAUUAAUUUCUUGAGCCGCAUGUGUUAUUAGCUACAGUCCCAGAUCAAUUGCAUAAAUUAAAGCUAAACUCUACACAUAGAGAAUAACAUCCAACUUGUUUUUAUAUCCGUAUGAAAGAGGCAAGUAAGUGGCCAUUUUCGGCAUUGUAUUACAUAACUGAAUAAAUAUGACAGCAAUUUAUUCCACAA
Molecule: messenger RNA, 3010 nt
Organism: Pocillopora verrucosa
Lineage: Eukaryota; Metazoa; Cnidaria; Anthozoa; Scleractinia; Pocilloporidae
Source: RefSeq, a predicted model, not a curated record